AUGAGUAGCCGAUUUAUUCAAUCGCCCAUGACAGAAGGCCGCGACAAGGAUAUCGAGUUGGAUUUGGGAACAAUUUCCGCAGCAACAGGUAACAGUAGAGUCAAGGCCCCGCCAGUUUGUGUCGACGCCACGUUGAUACAAGAAGCAAUGUCGACCGAAGAGCUGGCAAAACUCUCCUUCCCGCUCGAGAUAUCUCCGAAGAGCUCGAUAAGUCAUUUGGUUGAUCAUGAACCAUCUGUUGUAUCAUCCUCCUCGUCCACAGCAUCGAGAGAGAGUGCGUUUUCGGAUCAAGAGGGAAAGCAUAUACCUUCGACGCCAAUCCGAUUGGAACGACGCCAAUCUUCACAAAUUAACCUCAAGGUUACCAACCAGAAAAUCUCACGAAGUGGACGAGAGUCCCAAAGAUGGUUCACUGACCCUGCCACACAACGUGUGUAUCGUAUGGUGACUGGUUGUGUUCCAAUCGUAGAAGGAGGCCGCAUCUUGUUUGUCUCUGCAAGCCGGAAGCCAGAGUGGAUUAUUCCCAAGGGUGGCUGGGAAAAGGAUGAGAAAAUGGAAGAAAGCGCCAUUCGCGAGUGUUUCGAAGAAGCUGGUGUUCUUGGAGUUCUUGGUCCUCGUCUGAAGGACUUUGACUAUGAAACGAGGAAAGCGAAAAAACGGCGGUUAGAAUACGAAGAAUGCCAGAAAAAAUUGAAGACAAGAGUUCCUCCUUCAUCGUCCCAGAUAGAAGCAGGAAACGAACCUCAGAUUGAAGCCAAACGGAAAUCUGGUUCCAUCGCGGAAGUGCUGGUCACCACUAGUUCUCCUACAUCGUCCCAGAUAGAAGCAGGAAACGAACCUCAAAUUGGAGCCAAACCGAAAUCUGGUUCCACCGCGGAAUUGCUGGUCACCACCGGAGAAAAGUCACCAAAAACUCCCAAGCCUCUAAAGUUGCAAAGCUCAGAUGAGAAAAGCUCCGUCGCUUCGGACAGUAUGCUCUCUCAUACACAUAUCCGAUUGUCACUUUAUGUUCUCUAUGUAUCGGAGGUUAAGAGCCAUUGGCCCGAAAGUGGCAGAUCAAGGAAAGUCGUGGACAUUGGCGAAGCCAUUAAAAUGUGCGAAUCACGGCCUGAGUUUCUAACUGCACUUAAAGAAGUGAAGGAACGAAAUCUUCAUCAUCUUCCUGAGAAGGAGAAGUACAGGUCCGAAAAUAGAUAG
This is a messenger RNA of Cylindrotheca closterium, 1197 nucleotides long. The record is from the annotation of a GenBank genome assembly. NCBI's taxonomy places the organism in Eukaryota, Bacillariophyta, Bacillariophyceae, Bacillariales, Bacillariaceae.